AUGGCCGAAGCCCCGAACACACCACCAACCACCGAGAUCGACGAUUCUAUCUUUUGCGUCCGCUGCAAGGAAAUCUCCUCGGAUCGUGACUUUGACGGGUUAGGGAACUCCAUCCUCAUAUCAAGUCUCGUCGCUAUGGGAAGAUUUGUAUCGUCGGCUAUAUUUUAG
This is a messenger RNA of Laccaria bicolor S238N-H82, 168 nucleotides long. RefSeq lists its product as uncharacterized. Bases 1 to 168 code for a protein of 55 amino acids. The transcript is spliced from 3 exons. Lineage: Eukaryota; Fungi; Basidiomycota; Agaricomycetes; Agaricales; Hydnangiaceae. The record is from RefSeq and is a predicted model, not a curated record.